UGAGAGCCAUUCUGAAAUUUGAAGUGUUAAGAGAGAGAAAGAAAGAGAAGAGAGAGAAAGAGAGUAGCACAGAGAGUGAGAAAUGGAGACACCACCCUCAACCGGCGCCGUGAAGAAGAAGGAGACAAGAGGACGCAAACCUAAACCCAAGGAAGACAAGAGAGAAGAACCAUCACAAGUGAAGUCACCGAGAGAAUCGAAGAAGGAAAAGCAACAGCAACAGCUUCAUCAGCAGCAGCAACAACAAGCUUCUGUUGAUGAGAAGUACUCUCAAUGGAAAUCUCUUGUUCCUGUUCUUUAUGAUUGGCUUGCUAAUCAUAACCUCGUUUGGCCUUCUCUCUCUUGCCGGUGGGGUCCUCAGCUUGAACAGGCUACUUACAAGAAUCGUCAGAGGCUUUAUCUUUCGGAGCAGACUGAUGGAAGUGUUCCGAAUACUUUGGUGAUUGCGAAUUGUGAGGUUGUGAAGACUAGGGUUGCAGCUGCUGAACACAUUUCUCAGUUUAAUGAAGAGGCUCGCUCUCCAUUUGUCAAGAAGUACAAGACUAUCAUACAUCCAGGCGAGGUGAACAGAAUUAGGGAAUUGCCACAAAAUUCUAAGAUUGUGGCCACUCACACAGACAGCCCUGAUGUUCUCAUUUGGGAUGUUGAAAGUCAACCUAACCGUCAUGCUGUCCUUGGAGCUACAAACUCUCGUCCAGAUCUGAUAUUGACUGGACACCAAGAUAAUGCAGAGUUUGCUCUUGCAAUGUGCCCUACUCAGCCCUAUGUGCUUUCUGGAGGAAAAGACAAAACAGUCGUGUUGUGGAGUAUUGAAGACCAUAUAACAUCUGCUGCUACAGACUCCAACAAGUCUGGUGGAUCCAUUGCCAAAACUGCUGAUAGCCCUACUGUCGGACCAAGAGGUAUCUACUCUGGGCAUGAGGAUACUGUUGAAGACGUGGCUUUUUGCCCUUCUAGUGCGCAGGAGUUCUGUAGUGUUGGAGAUGAUUCUUGUCUCAUAUUAUGGGAUGCACGUGUUGGCUCUAGUCCUGUGGUUAAGGUUGAAAAAGCUCAUGAUGCUGAUCUUCACUGUGUUGACUGGAAUCCCCAUGAUGAUAAUCUGAUUCUUACUGGGUCGGCAGAUAAUUCUAUUCGCAUGUUUGAUCGUCGCAAUCUCACUUCUAAUGGGGUUGGGUCUCCUAUCCACAAAUUUGAGGCUCAUAAGGCUGCUGUCCUUUGUGUUCAGUGGUCUCCAGACAAAUCAUCUGUAUUUGGAAGUUCAGCAGAAGAUGGUCUCCUGAACAUUUGGGAUUAUGAGAAGGUUGGCAAGAAGAUAGAGCGAGCUGGAAAAACAAUAAAUUCUCCUCCAGGGUUGUUUUUCCAACAUGCUGGUCAUAGAGACAAAGUUGUUGACUUUCACUGGAAUGCACAUGAUCCAUGGACACUUGUUAGUGUGUCUGAUGAUUGCGAAAGUACUGGUGGAGGGGGAACAUUGCAGAUAUGGCGCAUGAGUGAUUUGCUCUACAGACCAGAGGAUGAGGUUUUGGCAGAGCUGGAGAAAUUCAAAUCUCAUGUGGUGGCUUGUGCAGCAAAGACCGACAAAUAAUUUACUUCUUAGACAAUGAAUUGUUGUAAUUUUCAGUUUUAUUUCAGUCAAACUUAGCUCAAUAGCCAUUUUAGUGAACAUAAUGGCAUGUUUGAUAGCUACAUGUAAUUCUUAGCUCAUGUGAAUCCAUUCUCACCGGACAGAACAUGAUGUAGGGUGGAGAUUGGAGAAUGCUUAGGCUCAUUAAACCCAAGAAAUGCUUUCUACCGCAAACAAAUGAGAUUAACUUAUUUUUCGUCUAAAA
Messenger RNA from Medicago truncatula (barrel medic), 1829 nucleotides. RefSeq names its product WD-40 repeat-containing protein MSI4. The coding region runs from base 83 to 1585 and encodes 500 amino acids. The record is from RefSeq and is a predicted model, not a curated record. The transcript has 15 exons. Lineage: Eukaryota; Viridiplantae; Streptophyta; Magnoliopsida; Fabales; Fabaceae. Gene Ontology annotation, molecular function: protein binding.